Molecule: messenger RNA, 1259 nt
Organism: Euleptes europaea (tarantolino)
Lineage: Eukaryota; Metazoa; Chordata; Lepidosauria; Squamata; Sphaerodactylidae
Gene: TPRA1
Product: transmembrane protein adipocyte associated 1
Exons: 11
Coding region: 36-1187 (383 amino acids)
Biological process (GO): G protein-coupled receptor signaling pathway
Cellular component (GO): plasma membrane
Molecular function (GO): G protein-coupled receptor activity
Source: RefSeq, a predicted model, not a curated record
CGGCCGGGGACGAGGAAGAGCUGGACAGUGGCAGGAUGAACUCUCUGGAGAUGUUCUCCACAUAUGACAACAUCACCUCUUUGCCACCUCCCACCACGUUAGUAACAGCUUUGGACAAUGUGACUUCUGCACCCUUGACAACCGUACAGGUUUUUAAUGACACCAACAUUACUGCUCCACACAAGUGCUUGUUGUUAUUGUAUGAAGAUAUUGGAACAACCAGGGUCCGUUACUGGGAUCUUUUGCUGCUGGUUCCCAAUGUGCUUUUCUUUGUGUUUCUCCUCUGGAAGCUGCCCUCUGCUAGGGCCAAAAUCCAUGCUACAUCCAGUCCAAUCUUCACCACCUUCUACGUACUAGUGUUUGUGGUAGCUGUGGUCGGGAUCGCUCGGGCUGUUGUCUCCAUGACUGUCAGCGCCUCAACCGUUGCAACGGUUACUGACAAGAUCCUGUGGGAAAUCACAAGGUUCUUCCUUCUGGCCAUUGAACUGAGCAUGGUGAUCCUUGGCCUGGCAUUUGGUCAUCUGGAGAGCAAAUCCAGUGUCAAGCGUGUGCUAGCCAUCACCACGGUUCUGUCUCUGGCCUACUCUGUCACUCAGGGAACUCUGGAAAUCCAGUACCCUGAUGCCAGACUCUCAGCAGAAGACUUCAAUAUCUACGGCCAUGGCGGGCGACACUUCUGGCUUGCAAGCUCCUGUUUCUUCUUUCUGGUUUAUUCAUUGGUGGUGAUUCUUCCAAAAACUCCCUUGAAGGACCGCAUUUCUCUACCAUCAAGGAAGAGUUUCUACAUCUAUGCUGGAAUUCUUGCUGUGCUGAACCUGGUGCAGGGCCUGGGCAGUGCUCUCCUCUGUGCAGGCAUCAUAGAAGGGUUAUGCUGUGUCGACGCCACGACCUUUCUCUACUUCAGCUUCUUUGCGCCUCUCAUUUAUGUGGCGUUCCUGAAAAGCUUCUUUGGGUCUGAGCCAAAGAUCCUCUUCUCCUAUAAGUGCCAGGUGGAUGAGCCUGAGGAUGUGGAUGUGCACCUCCCGCAUGCCUACGGGGUGGCCAAGAAAGAAGGCCUGGACUCCAGCUUCUACUCCAGCACCCAGAUCGACACCGCAGCCUACCUGGAUGACAUUGCCUCCAUGCCCUGUCACGUGGGCAGCAUCAACAGUGUUGACAGUGACCGCUGGAAAGCCAUCAACUCCUAAGGCAAACCCACUUCCUCUUUUCUUUGAAGAAAGCAUCUCUCUCAGAUCCCUGAGCUUUGUCACAAAUUUGCC